This is a messenger RNA of Lactuca saligna, 1585 nucleotides long. The record is from the annotation of a GenBank genome assembly. Lineage: Eukaryota; Viridiplantae; Streptophyta; Magnoliopsida; Asterales; Asteraceae.
CAUAUUAUCUUACUUAGUUUUCAACAUUAGAAUAGAAAGUAGAAACUACAAUUACUUCCAUUAAGUGUGUUUCAUGGCCAUAAGUCACCUCUCAUGCACUCAACCUCUAAUCAUUUAAUCUCACUAGCAAUCAAUCUCCUCUAUAUAAACCAAUCACCAAGUUCAUAACUUUCAAUCACAAACAAAAUCCAAGAAAACUAGCAAAAAAAUGGAAAUUAGUAAGUUAGUCUUACUUUCACUUGCAUUGUUUUUAGUUCUAGGCUUUGUGAUGGGAUUUGAUUAUAGCGAGAAAGAGCUUGAAACAGAGGAGAGUUUGUGGGAUUUGUACCGGAGAUGGAGGAGCCACCACCACGUGGCGGAGAUAGGCCGCCAAGAGAAACUCAAGCGGUUCAAUGUGUUCAAGUUCAACCUGCAACAUGUUCACAACACAAACAAGAUGAAAAAACCUUAUAAGUUAAAGUUGAACAAGUUUGCUGACAUGACUAACCAUGAGUUUAGAAGCGUGUAUGCUGGAUCAAAGAUUAGCCAUCACCGGAUGCUGCAAGGAGCGCGUAUUGGAAGUAAGGGUUUCAUGUAUGAAAAUGACGAUAAUGUCCCUGACUCGGUUGAUUGGAGAAAGGAAAAUGCAGUCACCCCUGUCAAGAAUCAAGGCCGAUGUGGAAGUUGCUGGGCAUUUUCAACUGUGGUUGCAGUAGAAGGAAUAAACCAGAUCAAAACCAAGAAACUAGUAUCCUUAUCAGAACAAGAACUUGUGGAUUGUGACACUGGUGAAAACCAUGGAUGUAAUGGAGGACUAAUGGACAUGGCAUUUGAUUACAUUAAAAAGAACGGAGGUCUAACUACUGAAGAUAACUACCCUUACACAGCUGCAGAUGGAAGUUGCAACAAAGCAAAGGUGGGAAAUCAAGUAGUAACGAUUGAUGGACAUGAGGAUGUGCCAGUUAAUGAUGAGGAUUCUCUAAUGAAAGCAGUUGCAAACCAGCCUGUAUCUGUUGCCAUUGAUGCUGGAAGUUCUGAUUUCCAGCUCUAUUCAGAGGGAGUUUUUACCGGAAAGUGUGGAACGGAGUUGAAUCAUGGAGUAGCGGUGGUUGGGUAUGAUACGAGCGACGACGGAACCAAGUACUGGAUAGUGAAGAACUCGUGGGGAGCAGAUUGGGGAGAGAAGGGAUACAUACGGAUGCAACGCGGAAUUUCUGACAAGAAUGGGCUCUGCGGCAUAGCAAUGGAGGCUUCUUAUCCUGUUAAGAACUCUGAUACAAACCCCAAUUCAUCAUCGAUCAGGGAUGAACUCUAGAAGAAAUGAAUAAUUGAAUUCUUAUGUGAUCUCAAUACUAAUUGUAUGGCUAUGAUGGUAUAUGAUUACGAGUUUGAUUUUUAUCAUCAAAUAACUGGGCAUUUGGGCUGGAGUAUAUUUUCUCUUGGAACCAAUUAUUAGAUUACUUUGACUUCGAUCAUAUUACCAUAGGUUAACUAACGAAUCAGGUGGUCUUUCCAAGGUUGAGGUUUCAAGCCUUGGUGUAUGUAAGUGUUAGUUUAGGAGUAGUUAUAUAUUAUAUUUGCCAGUUAAAAAAAAAAACUAACGAAC